AUGAAGGAAGAUGUUCAGACAUAUAUGUCAAGGAAUGUGACACGUGCUAGAGGAACAACCUACCACCCACAGUCUGAUGGACAGACAGAAGUUGUUAACAGACCACCCCCUUAUGAGGCUCUUUAUGGCCAACCUCCACCACUUCACUUACCACAUAUGGCAGGUGAUUUAGCUAUGAAAGAGGUGGACAGAAGUUUGUUGACAAGAGAAUUCAAAUAUCAGUUGUUGCAAUAUCACUUACAAAGAGCACAACAGAGAAUGACUGACCAAGCUAAUAAACAUAGAAGUGAUAGGCAAUUUAAAGAAGGGGACUAUGUUUACCUCAAAAAACAGCCUUAUAAGCAUGUGACACUUUCAGGAACUCACUUCUCCAAACUCUCAGCAAAAUACUAUGGUCCAUACCAAAUCUUGCAAAAGGUUGGUAAUGUUGCAUAUAAGCUAUCCAUGCCUUCUCAGCUCCUACUUCAUCACACAUUCCAUGUAUCUCAACUUAAGCCAUGUUAUAAGCUACCUGACACCAUUUCACACCCACCAAUAAUCGAUAUAUCCAGUUCAUAUUGCCCUCAACCUCAGCAAAUUCUCGAUAGAAGGAUGAUCCAAAAGGGAAACAAGGCUGUUGCAAGUAUUGGUUCAAUAGGAUAA
Nicotiana attenuata is the source of this 642-nucleotide messenger RNA. RefSeq lists its product as uncharacterized. The record is from RefSeq and is a predicted model, not a curated record. Bases 1 to 642 code for a protein of 213 amino acids. NCBI's taxonomy places the organism in Eukaryota, Viridiplantae, Streptophyta, Magnoliopsida, Solanales, Solanaceae. The transcript is spliced from 3 exons.